This is a messenger RNA of Pyrenophora tritici-repentis Pt-1C-BFP, 2215 nucleotides long. RefSeq names its product Chb, N-acetyl-beta-hexosaminidase. Gene Ontology annotation, molecular function: beta-N-acetylglucosaminidase activity. Lineage: Eukaryota; Fungi; Ascomycota; Dothideomycetes; Pleosporales; Pleosporaceae. Gene Ontology annotation, biological process: glycosaminoglycan metabolic process; carbohydrate metabolic process. Gene Ontology annotation, cellular component: membrane. The record is from RefSeq and is a predicted model, not a curated record.
GCCGCAACUGGUUGUUCCUUUGAUCAUCGCGUGCGUGGAGGCGUUUGUCGUUCCUUUUUAUAGCUGCCCUCUCACCCACUUUAUUGUAUCCAGGUAUCGAGCUACUCUUUCCGCUUUCUUCAUCCUCAACCGACAAUCAUGCGCGACUUCAUCCUGGCCUCUGUGGUCACGGCCGCUGCCUUGUUCCCCGGGCAUGCUGAGGCUGUUGCUGCCAACCCUCUUCCCGCACCAAGAAACAUUGUCUGGGGUAACUCUGGCUGCUUCUCCUUUGACCCUUCUGCUUCAUUCGAUGUUCCAGAGUCAAAGCUUCUCAGCGAUGCUGUGGACCGUACCAAGAAGAGCAUCACCACGCUCAAGUGGGUUCCUCAAGCCGUUGAAGCCCCAGUUAGGGAGUUUGAACCGUUCCCAGGCUCCACAACGAAAGCAUCUAGGCGCAAGCAUAAGAGGCAAUAUAACGCGCCACCGGCUGGAAACUGCACGGGCUCGGUAAAAAGUGUCAGGAUCACUCUGGUUCACCCCAAUGCCGACCUUCAACACGGCGUCGAGGAAUCCUACACUCUCAACCUCAAGCAAGGCUCUGAUACUCUCUUCAUUACAGCUCAGACCGUCUACGGUGCCCUCCAUGCUCUCACCACCCUCCAGCAAAUCGUCAUCAGCGACGGCACUGGCAAGCUUAUUAUUGAGCAGCCCGUCAGCAUCGUGGACUGGCCUCUCUACCCCGUCCGUGGCAUCAUGAUUGACACUGGCCGCAACUUCAUCUCCAAGGCCAAGAUCGAAGAGCAACUCAACGCCAUGGCCCUUGCCAAGCUCAACGUCCUCCACUGGCAUCUCGUCGACUCUCAGUCCUGGCCCGUUGAAGUCAAGCAGUACCCUACCAUGACAGAAGACGCAUACUCUGCCAACGAGAUGUUCACCCAAGACACGCUCAAGGAGAUUGUCAGCUACGCCGCUGCACGUGGUAUCCGCGUCAUCCCCGAGAUUGACAUGCCCGGCCACGCCAGCUCCGGCUGGACCCAGAUUGACGAGAACAUUGUAACCUGCGAGGACAGCUGGUGGUCCAACGACGACUGGCCCAAGCACACUGCCGUGCAGCCCAACCCAGGCCAACUCGACAUCUUGAACAACAAGACGUACGAAGUCACAGGCCAAGUGUACAAGGAAAUGACAUCGAUUUUCCCCGACAACUGGUUCCACAUUGGCGGCGACGAGCUCUUCGCAAAUUGCAACAACUUCUCCGCCCCGGCCCUUGCUUUCUUCAACAGCGGAAAGUCUAUGGGCGACCUCUACCAAGUCUGGGUCGACCGCGCCAUCCCAAACUUCCGCAGCAUCGCAAACAAGACGCUUGUCAUGUGGGAAGACGUCAAGCUGUCCGCCGACGUAGCCGCCACGGGCAACGUGCCAAAGGACAUCAUCCUCCAAGCCUGGAACAACGGCCUCGACCACAUCAGCAACCUCACCGCCCAGGGCUACCGCGUCAUCGUCUCUAGCUCAGACUUCAUGUACCUCGACUGCGGCUACGGCGGCUGGGUCGGCAACGACCCCCGCUACAACGUCAUGGUCAACCCAAACGCAAACGACACUUCCAUCCUCAACUUCAACUGGGGCGGAGGCGGCGGCUCCUGGUGCGCUCCUUACAAGACUUGGCAGCGCAUCUAUGACUACGACUUUACGCUCAACAUGACUGAUGCCCAGAAGAAGCUCAUCCAAGGCGCCAUCGCUCCUCUCUGGAGUGAGCAAGUCGAUGACGCGGUCGUGAGUCAGAAGAUGUGGCCGCGUGCUGCGGCCCUCGCUGAACUCGUGUGGUCUGGCAACCGUGACUCAAAGGGCAACAAGAGGACUACAGAGCUCACACAAAGGAUCCUCAACUUCAGGGAGUACCUCGUCGCCAACGGUGUGAGCGCCAGCCCGCUGAUGCCAAAGUACUGCCUCCAGCACCCGCACGAGUGCGAUUUGUACCUCAACCAGACGGCGCUCUGGACUUAGGUAGUUCAUCGGAAACUUGAAGAGGUGGUGUGGGAUUUCAUCGACUGCACAUGCAUGUUCAUAUGGAAACGAUUGCGAAUGGAUGACAUGGUAAUGGUGGAGGAAUAUCGGGUGCAUUUCCCUUUUUCUUCCUCUUCUUUAUUGCCUUGGGGCAAAAGCCUGAGUCUUUAUUUCUUCUCUGUCGAUAUAGGUUACCCACUACCUCUUUUGCAAUACAUAAUCUUUCCUCAUG